AUGGCUAAGUCAAAGAACCACACGGCUCACAACCAAACCAAGAAGGCUCACCGUAACGGUAUCAAGAAGCCAAGAACUCACAGAUACCCAUCUUUGAAGGGUGUUGACUCCAAGUUCCGUCGUAACCACAGAUACGCUUUGCACGGUACCGCUAAGACCCUUGCUGCUGCCAAGAAGGAGACUUAG
This is a messenger RNA of Kuraishia capsulata CBS 1993, 186 nucleotides long. RefSeq lists its product as uncharacterized. NCBI's taxonomy places the organism in Eukaryota, Fungi, Ascomycota, Pichiomycetes, Pichiales, Pichiaceae. Gene Ontology annotation, cellular component: ribosome; cytosolic large ribosomal subunit. Gene Ontology annotation, molecular function: structural constituent of ribosome. Gene Ontology annotation, biological process: cytoplasmic translation. The coding region runs from base 1 to 186 and encodes 61 amino acids. The record is from RefSeq and is a predicted model, not a curated record. The transcript has a single exon.